Messenger RNA from Condylostylus longicornis, 4558 nucleotides. RefSeq names its product phosphoribosylformylglycinamidine synthase (gene Pfas). NCBI's taxonomy places the organism in Eukaryota, Metazoa, Arthropoda, Insecta, Diptera, Dolichopodidae. The record is from RefSeq and is a predicted model, not a curated record. Gene Ontology annotation, biological process: 'de novo' IMP biosynthetic process. Gene Ontology annotation, molecular function: phosphoribosylformylglycinamidine synthase activity. The transcript has 5 exons. The coding region runs from base 243 to 4313 and encodes 1356 amino acids.
AUAAUAAAUUUUCCAUUCAAAGUACAUUUAGUUUGUAUAUUCAAAAAUUUGUGAGAUCCAGUGAGAUUCAUUUUUGUUUUUUGUAAAUCUAGAAUUUUAUUGUUAAUACUGUGGUGGGAAGCAAAAAUAAAAAAUAAAUUUAUGUGAAAACCGCAAAACGCAUCAAACAGUCUUAAAGAAGUAUUUCAACUGAACAGAAUUAAAUUUAAUUUUUAAAUUUAAUUGAAUUUUAAAGCAAAAAAAUGGGAAUACAAAGAUUUUUUCUUGCGGAACCUUAUGAUUGCAAAAAAAUUAAUGAGCUUCUUAAAGAUAUACAACAUGUAGAGGCAACAAUUAAAGAUUUAAAAGUCGAAGUAUGCUAUCAUAUUGAAGUUAGUAAAAAUGGAAAAUUGGAAAGAAAAACUGAAACUAUUCUUCGAUGGCUUUUAAAGUCGGUUCAGGAAGAGGAUAAAUUAAAAACUACUAGUAAUUUCUCUAAAGUAAAUAAUAAUGAAUUGUUAAUUGAAAUUGGUCCUCGGUUCAACUUUUCAACACCAUUCUCAACUAAUUGUGUAAAUAUUUGUGAAAAUAUCGGUCUUCACGAAAUUAGAAGAUUAGAAAAAUCGAUAAGAUAUCUAAUAAUCUUCCAAUCUGCUGUAAAAUUAGAAUCUGUCGAAAAACUAAUUGAUCAUUUAAGUGAUCGUAUGACUGAAUGUCUAUAUACAGAGCAAAAUAUGCCAAAAGAAAGUUUUGAUGAAUGUCUACCGAAGAUUCAUGAAUCAUGGUAUACAAUUCCUGUUUUGAAAAAUGGAAGAAAAGCUCUUGAAGAAAUAAAUGCCAAAUUAGGUUUAGCAUUUGGGGAAUGGGAUCUCGAGUUUUAUACAAAUUUAUUUAAAAAUGUUUUGAAAAGGGAUCCAACUUCUGUAGAAUUAUUUGAUUGUGCACAAUCUAAUAGUGAACAUUCAAGACAUUGGUUUUUCCGUGGCAAAAUGAUUAUUGAUAACGAGGUUCAGCCGAGUUCUUUGAUAAAAAUGAUUAUUGAUACACAAAAUACAACUAAUCCGAAUAAUACAAUAAAAUUUAGUGAUAAUAGCAGUGCUAUUAAAGGAUUUCGGCAUAAAACGUUAAAAACAACUAGUGUUAUAGAUCCAGGUCCUAUGGAAUUAUCGGAAGUUGAUUCAGAUUUGAUUUUUACAGCUGAAACUCAUAAUAUGCCAACAGCCGUUUCACCGUUUAGUGGUGCAACCACCGGAACUGGUGGUCGUAUUAGAGAUGUUGAAGGAAUUGGAAGAGGUGGGCUUUGCAUUGCAGGAACUGCAGGAUACUGUGUUGGACUUCUUAACAUUCCAGGAUAUAAUUUGCCAUAUGAGAAUAAAAACUUUAGUUAUCCACCAUCUUUUGCGAAACCUUUAAAAAUUAUUAUUGAAGCGAGUAAUGGUGCUUCAGAUUACGGUAACAAAUUUGGGGAACCUGUAAUAUCGGGUUUCGCGAUAUCUUACGGAGUUUUAAAUUGCAUGGGUGAUCGAGAUGAGUACGUUAAACCAAUUAUGUUCAGUGGGGGUUUAGGUACAAUGAAUUCAACAAUGAGGAAAAAAAUAGAUCCUAGUAAAGGAAUGCUUCUGGCAAAAAUUGGUGGUCCCGUAUAUCGAAUUGGCGUUGGAGGGGGCGCUGCGAGCUCUGUUGAAGUUCAAGGAGAUAAUAGUUCUGAACUAGAUUUUAAUGCUGUACAAAGAGGAGAUCCUGAAAUGGAAAAUAAAGUUAAUCGAGUUGUAAGGGCUUGCAUAGAAAUGGGAAAUCGUAAUCCAAUUCUAGCAAUACAUGAUCAAGGAGCAGGAGGGAACGGAAAUGUAUUAAAAGAAUUAGUUGAGCCCGGAUUUGCAGGAGCAACAAUAUUUUCUAAAGAAUUUCAAUUAGGUGAUCCUACCAUUACGGCGUUAGAACUUUGGGGUGCUGAAUAUCAAGAAAAUAACGCAAUUUUGUGUAACAAAGAAGAUAGGAAACUUUUGCAAGAAAUUUGUGAUCGAGAGCGCUGUCCCAUUAGCUUUGUCGGAAUAGUUAAUGGAAAUGGUCAUGUAACCUUAGUAGAACAGAAAGCCGAUUUUGAAAAUGAAAAAUUUUUAGAUCGAAAAUUUCGUUCAGAGCUUGGAAAUCUUCCGUUCGAUUUGGAACUAAAACACGUUUUAGGCGACAUGCCUAAGCGAGAAUAUAAACUUACGAAAGAAAUUAUAAAACUUACCCCCUUCUAUUUAGACGAAACUAUUAAAUACAAUGAGAUAUUUGAAAGAGUUUUAAGUGUUAUGGCAGUAGGAAGUAAAAGAUUUUUAACAAAUAAAGUUGACAGGUGUGUUACCGGUUUGAUAGCUCAGCAACAAUGUGUAGGUCCUUUUCACACACCUCUUGCGGACUAUGCAAUUACAGCCGUUUCACAUUUUACUGAUAAAGGUAUUGCAACAUCUAUUGGAACUCAGCCAAUAAAAGGAUUACUAUCAGCGAAGUCAGGAGCUCGAAUGUCUGUGGCAGAAGCAGUUUCCAAUUUAGUAUUCGCGGGCAUCACGGAACUUUCAGAUGUUAAAUGUUCUGGAAAUUGGAUGUGGGCUGCUAAACUUCCUGGGGAAGGUGCAAAAAUGUACGAAGCUUGUGUUGAAAUGUGCUCUAUAAUGAGGGAUUUAAAUAUAGCAGUCGAUGGCGGAAAAGAUUCUCUAUCCAUGGCAGCAAGAAUUGAUGACAGGACUAUCAAAUCCCCUGGAACAUUAGUAAUUUCAACAUAUGCACCAUGUCCGAAUAUUUACGUUAAAGUAACACCAGAUCUUAAAGCACCUUCAUUUUCAAAUGCUGAUGGUGAGCUUAUUUGGGUACAUAUUGAACGCAAAUUUAGAAUUGGGGGAUCUGCAUUUGCUCAAGCAUUUAACCAACAAGGCCAGUAUUACCCAGAUUUAGAAAAUACAGCAGUUUUAAAAAAUGCAUUUAAUGUUACUCAAAAUUUAUUAAAAGAAGGGAAAAUUUUAGCCGGUCAUGAUAUUAGUGAUGGUGGUCUUUUUGUGUGUCUUUGCGAAAUGGCUAUUGGGGGUCUUUGUGGUUUAAAAAUCGAUAUGACAAAUGUAAUUGAUAAAAUAAAUCUAAAAAAUAUCUAUUUGGAAGGUUUACCAUCAAGUUAUGCAGAAAUAGUAUUACUUCUUGCAGAAGAAUGUGGCUGGGUUAUGGAAAUCUCUAAAGACAACUUCAAAGAAGUUACGAAAGUACUUGAAGAUAAUAAAAUUCCCGCAAUUCAUAUAGGUCAAUCAACGGGAAGGGGAUUAGAUUCCCCAAUAAAUAUUUUGGGAAAACAUAAAACUAUUCUAAAAACAAAUCUUCGAACAAUAUUUAAGCAAUGGGAACGGACAAGCUUCGAACUUGAAAAAAUUCAAAUGGAUAAAGAUUGUGCUAUAGAAGAAUAUAAUACUUUAAAUUAUAGGGUUGGCCCGUCAUAUUUUUGCUCUUUUAAUCCUAAUAUUGAUGAAGCUUUGCUUUCAAAUUGUAAAAAUAUUAAAGUCGCUGUUUUGCGUGAGGAAGGUAUUAAUAGUGACAGAGAAAUGAUGGCUACAUUAAUUAAUUCGAAAUUUGAAGUACAUGAUGUUUGCAUGCAUGAUUUACUUACUCGCAAAACGUAUCUUGAUCGAUAUCAUGGUAUAAUUUUCCCUGGUGGGUUUAGCUAUGCAGAUACUUUAGGUUCAGCAAAAGGAUGGGCUGCCAAUAUAAUGUAUAGUGAUAUAAUUUGUCCACAAUUUGAACAUUUUAGAAAGAAUCCAAAAUCAUUUUCACUUGGUAUAUGUAAUGGGUGUCAACUUAUGGGAUUAAUCGGUUGGAUUGGAAAUGAAAAUGAAAAUGCUAAAGAACGCAAUAUAGUUGAUGUUCCAGAUGUAGCACUGUUGCAUAACAAUUCAAGAAGAUUCGAAUGUCGUUGGUCAACAGUGAAAAUCACAAAAAAUAAUUCAAUUAUGAUGAAAAAUAUGGAAGAAUCAGUUUUAGGUUGUUGGGUUGCACACGGUGAAGGAAAAUUCUCCUUUAAAAAUCAAAAAGUUUUAGAAGAUUUGAAAUCGAAUCAAUGUAUUGUUAUGAAUUAUGUUGAUGACAAUGGAGAUUCAACUGAAGUAUAUCCUAUGAAUCCAAAUGGAAGUCCUGAAGGUAUAGCCGGAAUUUGUUCAAAAGAUGGUAGACAUUUAGCUUUAAUGCCACAUCCAGAAAGAUGUACUUUGAUGUUUCAAUGGCCUUACAAGUCUCCCGGAUUUAAUCCGAAAAGAAGUCCUUGGCAAAAAAUGUUUGAUAAUGCAUAUGUUUGGUGUUGCGAAAAUAAUUAAUAUACAUAUAUUUUGUUCUAUAACUUUAGUAAUAAAAAAAUUGUUGUUAUGUUCACAUUUAAUUUAAAAAUUUUAAUUACAUAUUUACAUUAGAUUUUAUUGGCAAUUAAAAAAAUUUGGAACAUCAGUUCUCAAAUUUUUACAAUUUAGAGUAAUCUCAGUUUUCUAGCAAUUACUUCGAGUAUACAUAAUAUAAAUAUUUUUUUUGAUUGAAAAUAAAUGAAUAAUAUUUUUUAAAAUUAAAA